AUGUUGGCGCAAGAAAAACCCGAGGAAAUUGUUGACAGUAUUGCAAAAAAGAUUUUAGAAUAUGCUAAAACUAAUUCUAAACCCAAAUCUAGGAGGUCUAACGAUAGGGAUCUAGUUCAGCCAGCGAUAGUUCACUUCGAGAAUAAACGGCCGUCUGUUAUGUUGAAGAUGGAUACUACAAGUCUUGUGGAUGUGUUGGCAGAUGCUUUGAAAUCUAAAACUGUCCAAUCAUACGUUCAACAUUACUCUAGAAAAGCUGCAGAAGCCUUCAAUGUUGUCAAACAAAAACUUGAUGAAGUUGAUGGAAAGAAUAAACAAUUAUGA
Arctia plantaginis is the source of this 324-nucleotide messenger RNA. The record is from the annotation of a GenBank genome assembly. Lineage: Eukaryota; Metazoa; Arthropoda; Insecta; Lepidoptera; Erebidae.